Molecule: messenger RNA, 14602 nt
Organism: Tachysurus fulvidraco (yellow catfish)
Lineage: Eukaryota; Metazoa; Chordata; Actinopteri; Siluriformes; Bagridae
Gene: fndc7b
Exons: 57
Coding region: 10-14133 (4707 amino acids)
Molecular function (GO): protein binding
Source: RefSeq, a predicted model, not a curated record
AUAGAGCAAAUGGAAAGCACAGAGUCACUGUCAAAGAUGGGACCAUUGAGACAAUUAGGACUUUUCAUUUGGUUCGCUCUGGUUCAGAUUAAAAACUCUCAGACUCAAGAAUGCAACAUUAUCACAUCCAUCUCUUCCCCGUCGGCGUCGUCGCUGCUUGUGCAAUGGACCAGCUACCCAGUGGCCACCAACUACAUCCUGGACCUGCGUGUGGUGAACAUGAGCAGUGUGGCACCUGUAGUGGUCACAGUUUCAGCCUCAACUACACAGAAAGAAGUCUUCGGUCUGAAACCGGGCACUUUGUACACCGUUGUGGUCAAAGUAUUCCGCUUUUACAAUGUUGAAUGUUCGGAUACAAGAAUAGCCAGGACAGUCCCAGACACGUCUCAGAUUACCACCGCACGAGCAAUAUCGAGUACCGACAUUGUGUUAGAGUGGGACCGGGUAUCCUCUGCAGACCUAUACUUUGUCUUGGUGAAUUCCUCAAUAACUAACGAACGCUACAAUCUCUCUUUCACAAAUACCACCACAACCAUCCGUAAUCUGCGACCCACCACCACAUAUGACUGCUAUGUUUUCACCUCUAACUCGGCCGGUCUGGGCGCGAGGAGCCGAGUUCGCACCGCCACCACCCUGGUUCAGCCACCAUCAGUGGUCACAGUGGUGCCCCUCUCAAACCAGGCAGUGCGUGUCAUGUGGCAGUCUGUGGACCGGGUUCUCAUGUAUAGGAUAUUGGUAACAGAUGUCAAUGGCACCCAGAUAUUGAGCACAACCAUCUCUUCUACCUUCCAAGACGUGCAAAAUAUUUUGCCAUGCAACCUGUACCUGAUAUCUGUCUCUUCUCUGAACAUGUUUCUGGUUCCUGGAGAGGCAAAGCAAGUCAAUUACUCUGUGAACAAUCUAAAUGCGGUGACAUUGGUUACGGCGGAUUACAGCUGCGUGAGUGCGUCCGCUGUGAUAUCGUGGGGGACCGUUUUUGGUGCCGAGUCUUACCGCGCUGUAGCGGUUGAUCAGAAUGGAAGGACCGCAUCCUGUACCUCUACAGGCACAACAUGCCAGUUGGUCAACUUAGGUUGUGGCAGUGACUAUGUGGUGCGGGUCAGUGCCAUGUCCAAUAACUGUGAGAGCAAAAGCAGCAUCACAGCCUUCUUUCAGACAGUACCGUGUGCUCCAGCUAAUCUGAACCUGUAUCGCGAAUGCAGCAGCAAUGUAAUCAUCUUCUCAUGGGCACAGACAAACAACACGGCAUUCUACAGGGCACAGCUGGAGGACUCUUCUGGGGGUUCACAAACUUGCAUAACCUCAGACAAUUCUUGUUUCUUUACGAACACCGUGUGUGGACGCAGCUACAGGUUUAACGUCUCUAGUGUGUACGGGGAGUGCAAUGGUCCAGUCAGCAAGACAGUGAGCAUCCAAACAGCACCUUGCAAACCCUCUAACCUGAUUACCAUGUCUGAUUGUAAAACUGACAUUUUGACAAGUUAUUGGGAUGCAACAAAUGGGGUGGCACAGUACAUCGUGGAAGGCAAAGGAAAUCGUGGAAACGCAAGCUAUGUUAGUUACUACAGCUGUAUGUCCAAUGGUAGCAGUUGUUCCAUUCCUGGAGUUGCAUGUGGAGAAAGCCUUACUAUGAUGAUCACUGCCUUUAAUGAUAAUUGCUACAGCGAGGUGAUACUAGGUCAGGAGACUAAUACUGCUCCCUGUGUGCCCCAGAACCUCUCGCCCAUUGACGACUGCAGUUCAGACUCCAUCACUCUCACCUGGAAUUCAGCCAAUGGAGCAUUGUUCUACUUUGCCUCGGUGAGAGACUCUUCAGGUGGGAGCUUCACCUGUAGCACAGCAGAUCUAAAAUGCCAGAUAACGGGUCUGACCUGUGGAACAACAUACAAUGCCUCCAUCAUCUCCUCCAACUUCAAGUGCAACAGUUCUGUCAGUAACAGGAUCACUGUAGACACAGCCCCCUGUCCGCCAGCUCAGGUGCAGACCACUCUGGACUGUGAUGGGAACCGUGCAUUGGUGAGCUGGCAGAGUUCACGCUUUCCUGGCUCCUACACGGCCAGCAUUGUGGACCUGGGUGGCGGCUUACUGAGUUGUAGCACCGUGAACAACAGCUGCUGGAUUCCCAGCCUCAAAUGCAGCCAGGUCUAUGAUGUCAGCGUCACCUACCACAACGGCAUCUGUCGUAGCAGGACUUCAACGGUCAUCCGCAUGAACUCGGUUCCAUGUGGGCCAGGAAAUUUUCGGACCUCAGUCAAUUGUAGCUCAGGCGUUCUCCAGUUGACCUGGGACCAGACAUAUGGUGCUAACGGAUACUCCACAAGUUUGGUCUCUGUCAGUAGUGGCAGACAGCUUUUCUGUAACUCAACCAGUCCUGGUUGCAGCCUCAGCACUAUAACAUGUGGUGAUUCUUACGUGGCACGGGUUCGAUCUUACAAUGGCACCUGCUUCAGCAUGCUCAGUCAGCCACUGACCAUUAAAGAAGUGCCAUGUGUGCCCACCAACGUGACAGUUGCAAAGACCUGUAGUAAUCAAACAACAGUGAUGUGGCAAGGCAGCCUUGGCGCUAAGUCUUACAGGGUCAUUGCCAUGGGCAACACAGGUCACCAGACAACAUGCUCAUCUAACACAACCACUUGCAGUCUGACUGAUCUGCGCUGUGGUCAAGUGUACAGUGUCAGUGUGGUGGCCAUUGACGACACUUGCUCCAGUCCCCAGAGCCAAAGCGCUACAUUGCAGACAGGGCCUUGUGCACCCUUUAACAUACGCAGUACGAUCGAGUGCAUCACAAACAGUGUAUUGGUGACCUGGGACUCAAGCUCCACCAACUUGACCUACACGGGAAAGGCUGUAGGAACAGAUGGCCACAUAGCGUGGUGUAACAGCACCUCUACAGGGUGUCAGUAUACAAGCCUGCACUGUGGCCAGGAUUAUACCAUCAGAAUGAUGGCCGGUGAUGGAGUGUGCUGGAGCACAGAGAGUGACAUCUACAUACAGCCCACUGCCCCCUGUGCCCCGGUGACCGUUUCAAAAUUCCUGAACUGUGCUACCAACACGCUGAGUGUGACCUGGACCCCGAGCCCCAGAGCUCUGAGCUAUAGCGCCCUUGUCAGACCUGUAAAUGGACUUCUGCGUGGCUGCAACUCACCUGGCACAAGCUGUGAUGUACCAGGUUUGCAAUGUGGUCUGAGCUACACACUCACUGUCAUGGCUGCUAACAGAGUGUGUACUGGACCGGAAAGCCCGAGUCAGGUCUUCCAGACAGCUCCAUGCAUGCCUGGCUAUGUGUCUGCAAAUGUGGUUUGUGUCAGUAAUAUAGUGCAGGCCUCUUGGACUCAGGCGGCAGGUGCUCUGUCCUACACUGGUGUCCUUACUGGCCCGAGUGGCUCCACCCAAUCCUGCUCCACCUCUGCACUUUCCUGUGACUUCACUGGCCUGACCUGUGCUCGGACGUACAGACUCCAGGUCUUCCCAAUCAAUGACAUCUGUAACAGCACUGCCACCACAGCUAUCACUGUUACAACAGGACCUUGUGACCCCUCUAACGUGGUUGCUCAGGUACAAUGUGGCUCAGAUGCUGUUACUAUAUCAUGGCAACCAAGCUCUGGUGCCACUACAUACACUGCCCAAGCCUACACACAGAGCCAGACAGUUCCCAUUGCUUCUUGUCUGUCUUCCAACACAACCUGCACAAUCACACAGCUGCAAUGUGGAACGGUGUUUAAUAUGAGAGUGGUUGCUAAUGAUGGCACCUGCAACAGUAGCCCAUUGGUGGGAACAACAGUGAAAACAGCCCCAUGCCCUCCUGUGCUGCAAGUUGCCCCUCGCAGCUGUGUCAGCGAUCAAGUCCUGGUGUCUUGGACCAUGGUGCAGGAUGCUCUGGGUGUUACUGUAAAUGGCACCUCUACACUCGGCCAUUCAGUAGGCUGCAGCUCAGCUAAUAACAACUGCACCUUGCAGGGACUGUGGUGUGGACAGAGGUACACAUUGCAAGGAAUCUCCUAUAGCCAGUCAUGUAACAGCACUUUUAGUGCUCCUCUCAGCGUUGUUACAGUUCCUUGCACUCCUGAUGCAGUGCGCACUAACUACACUUGUGGAACAAGCAUAGCAGUGUUAAGCUGGAAUGACAGCCUGGGAAGGGAGACCUUCAUGUCCCGUAUUCAGACUCAGGAUCACUCAGACUCUUGCAUCAGCAACCAGACACGUUGCUCAUUCUCAUCUCUGCUCUGUGGAAGAUUGUACAAUGUCAGUGUGGGGGCUGUGGCAGGACAAUGCAACAGUACCAAUGUAGCUAGGACCCAAAUGCAGACUGCACCAUGUGCUCCACAGAAUGUGUCUGUCAGUCUGCAGUGUGCUAAUAACACAGCCUCAGUUACCUGGACACUAAGCCCUACUGCAAUAGGAUAUGAUGUCACUGCCCAGGGACGAAAUGGUGAUGUCAAAUACUGUCGCUCCUCAAAUACCUACUGCCAAAUACCCAACAUGCACUGCUCACAGACUUACAGCUUUGUGGUCACACCAUUUUCGGACAAAUGCAAUGGGUUCCCAAGUAGUCCUGUCACCUUCACUGCAGGUCCAUGUCCACCCACUGGAGUCCAGGCAUCCCUGCUCUGUCAAAAUAAUGUUGGUACUGUCAGCUGGACUGCCGCACUCAAUGCAGAGAGCUACAUUGCCACAGCGAUAAGCUCAGAUGGCUUCAGGCACAACUGCACCACAAAUGGGACCCUUUGCUCGUUCCUGGAUCUCUACUGUGGAAAGAAUUACAGUAUCACAGUCGUUACUGUACAGCGUGGCUGCAGCAGUGACCAGAGCACACCUGUGCUACUGAGAUCAGCUAUCUGCCCCCCUACCAGCCUGGCUGGCGUUACUCAGUGUGGCACCAAUGACAUUAUCAUCACAUGGGACCCCAGCCCUUGGCGAGGUGUCACCUACUUCCUGUCGUCUCAGCUGGACAGUAGACCAACUUCGACUUUCAACACCACGGCAACGUCCUUCACAUUAAACUACCUCCAGUGUGGUUUGCUAUUCACAGUGCGGGUGGCAGCACAGGACAACACCUGCAUCAGCCAGUACAGUGCACCAGUGCAGAUUCGUACAGCUCCAUGCUCACCUUACGGGCUGGCGGCUACCGCUAGUUGUGGCACAAACAUGGGUAACCUCACUUGGCUUGGUGCUGCCGGUGCACUCUCUUACACCGCUACCCUGGUGAGCAGUGAUGGCAGCUCCAUUUCCUGUACAUCCAGCACUACUUCCUGUGUGGUGAAGCUGGACUGUGAACGCACAUACACAGCUACUGUAAUCUCUUCUACCGGGUUCUGCAACAGCACUGUGAACAGCACUGUCCAAUUUUCAUCAGCACCAUGUCUGAUCAGUAAUGUACAGACUCAGCUUAACUGUAGUGCCAAUUCAUUGGCAGUGCAGUGGCCUGCUUCUGGAAACAAAAGCUACUCUGCACUCGCUAUAGGCACUGAUGGCACACGACCUUCCUGUAACACCAGCAGCUCUUCCUGUACUAUCCAGGGCUUAAGAUGUGGACGUAGUUAUGGCAUUGCUGUGACUACCGACAACAUUCAAUGCACCAUCCAGGGUUCUGACCUACAAGUACAGACAGCCCCCUGUAAACCAGAGAACCUGUCCGUUGCUCUAGCAUGCAACACCAGCAGUGCCAAUGUAUUGUGGAACACCAUUGGGUUGAACCAGUCAUACAGAGUGUUGGCAGUGAAUAGCACAGGUGGAGUGCUGAACUGUAGCACCACAGCAUCAUCCUGCACUUUCAACCAGCUUCGCUGUGGAGAGACAUAUGCAGUCAGUGUUACUGGGGUUUCUCAACAGUGUACCAGCCAGCCUAGCAGCUCUGUGAAUCUCAUCACAGCUCCUUGCGUCCCUACCCGUGUUACAGCGAUGUACGAUUGUGAAACUUCGAUUACAUCUGUAAUGUGGGACAUAGCCAGUGGAGCUGACAAGUAUGUGGUGUACGCAGUGGGUAGUCAAGGACACAAGUCCAACUCUAGCACCACAGACACCGCCUUUGAUUUCUCAGAUCUGCGCUGUGGUCAGAACUAUAAUAUCACAGUUGUCGCAGAGAAUAGUGCUUGCAGGUCUCAGCCCAGCCAACCCAUCACCGUGUCUACAGGGCCGUGUCCCCAGUCAACUCCUCGUGUCUUGCUGGAAUGCAGUAAUAACUCUGCUCUUGUUUCAUGGACACCUGGUUAUGGCAUUCUAUAUUACAAUGCCUCUGCUGAAGCCAUGGAUGUGAAUGACCGUGUGACUUGCAGCACAACUGGAGCUUCCUGUAACAUAGCUCGCCUGCAAUGUGCUCAGUCCUAUCAUAUCAGUGUCACUGGUCAGGGAUAUACCUGCCCCAGCCCUGCCCAGGGGUGGGUGCCCAUUACCUCAGGCCCCUGUCCCCCAAAUCUGGUGUCAGUCCAGGUUCCUUGCGAGUCAAAUGUUAUGUCCAUCUCCUGGCAGAUCUCGCAGGGUUCUGUCUCUUACCUGGCUGUUGCUCAGAGCAGCAUGGGACAAAGGUUCAAUUGCAGCAGCAAUGGGACAACAUGUGACAUUCCUGGACUCCAGUGUGGACAGACAUAUGAGGUAUAUGUGUCAGGAGUGGUUGGAACGUGUAUAGGACCAAAGAGCCAAAGCCAGAUUGUCAAAACCGCUCCCUGCGUGCCUCAGAACAUCCAGGUGAUACUCGCGUGUCAAUCAACAGUGCUUAACGUUACUUGGCCGCAGAGCGGAGGAGCCACUCAGUACAGAGCCAUGGUGGAGACCAGUGCUGGUCAAAUAAUUUACCAAGUUACAGAUAAGCUCUUCUUCACAGUUUCCAAUAUCCUUUGUGGCAUGACCUACAAUGUGACAGUGGUAGCCCAGAACGAUAAGUGCAACAGCAGCCGCAGUUCUGUACAAAGUGCCAUCUCAGCCCCAUGUCCUCCUCAGGCCGUCAGCACAAACAUAAUCUGCAGUUCCAACACUAUCUCAGUAAACUGGACGUCCAGCACGGCCGGAGUCAGCUACCUGGCACAGGCUGUUUCUUCAAAUGUCUCUUACACCUGCAAUAGCACAUCCACAUCCUGCACCAUCAGUGUGCCAUGUGGCAGAACCUACACUGUUUCUGUAAUACCAAGUCAAAAUGGCUGCAAUGGAGUCAGUUCAGCUUCUAAAAGUAUUCAAGCAGCUCCAUGUGUCCCCACCUUGACAAUUGUGCAGAUGGACUGCCUGUCCAACUCCGCCUGGGUAGCGUGGAACACAUCAGCGGGUGCAGCGUAUUACACUGUCCUGGCAACAGACAAUUACAGACAGCGCGUUCAGUGCAACUCCAGUGACAGCACGUGUGCAGUCGCUGGGUUACAGUGUGGGAAGAAUUACAGUUUCAGCCUCACAGCCAAUAAUGCACAGUGCAGCAGUGGAGUCAGCAACACCAUACAGUCUGAGACAGUACCAUGUGCCCCUGAGGGUGUGAAUGCGACGGUGGGUUGUGCCACGGGGACAGUGAGUGUGCAGUGGUUGCCCAGUGUUGGAGCUCUCACAUACACAGCCACAAUUGAGCCACUGGUGGGUGUUGCUUCCUGCUGUUCUACUCUGAAUAAUAGCACUUCCUGUGAGGUCAGAUCCCUUCCCUGUGGUCAGUCAUACACGGUGACUGUCACUGCAGCAGGACGAAACUGUAAUAGUUCUCAGAGCACGGCCAUAAUGGUGCAGACAGCACCAUGCCAGCCACCAGGCCUCAAUGCCAGUGUGAGCUGCACUGAUAAUGUUGCGAGAGUGAGGUGGACAAGCAGCGCAGGAGGUCAGCUCUAUACAGUAAACGCUGUAAGCAUAAACGGAACAUUCACAGACAGUUGCAACGGCUUUGAUGGGACUUGCAACCUCAGAAGUCUGGUGUGUGGCCUGCAGUACACAGCUACAGUGGUGGCACAACACAGCUCCUGCACUAGCCUGCCGAGUCCCCCAACCAAUUUCAAGACAGUACCAUGUGUUCCACAAAACGUUAUCCUGGACUUGGACUGCCAAGCCCGCAACCUGACAGUGUCCUGGAACAAGAGCUCAGGGGCACAGUUUUACACAACUACAGUGAUGGACAGCAUGGGGCGCUCCACUAACUGCCAGAGCCUUUCUGACCGUUGCAGCAUUAGUGGGCUUUCCUGUGGAAACAUCUACCGUGCAAGCGUCGUCGCCUCGGAUUCGUCCUGCAGCAGCCAGAACAGCAGCAUCAAAAACACAGACUCAGUUCCAUGUGCUCCCUAUAAUAUCUUGGCGCAGAUGGACAUUCUAACAGGCACAGCUCUACUCUCAUGGUCUUUGAGUGCCGGUGCAUUGAGCUAUAAGACCAUAGCGGUGAGCAGCACCUCAGGAACCAGUGUCUCCUGCAAUACUAAUCAGACAAACUGCAUCCUGAACAAUCUGUUAUGUGGAGACAAGUACAAUGUCACAGUCCAGGCCGUGGGAAGCAUUUGCAGUAGCUCUGCUUCCAUGACUCGAUACCUUCAGACAGGACCAUGUGUUCCACUGCUAGUGAGUGUGAGCUACACGCCACCUGUCGCUCUGCUCCUAUGGGACACGACCCGAGGUGCUGAUAACUACACUGCACGGGCCGUGUCAAUGCAGGGCUUACAGUCAUCUUGCUCGACCACUGACACCUCAUGUGUGCUCUACAGACUGAACUGCAGCCAAAUCUACAACAUCACUCUGACAGCCUACAGCAAUAUCUACCAGGAUGGGGUCCCAUCCAACACACUUACACUCAACACAGAGCCGUGUGCACCUACUAUCCUGGCAACCCGAUCGACACGUAACCAAGGGCUUGUGACAUGGGAAGCGAGUGUUGGGGCAGUAAGAUACUUGCUCAUGCUGGAGGGACACCGGGGAGACAAUCUUUACUGCCAGACCACAGAGGCAUCAUGCACGGUGCAAGGACUCCUGUGUGGGACUGUAUAUGUAUCCCGUGUUAUGGCCAUCGGCACCAGAAUCAACAGCACGUACAGUGUAGGAGCUCUGAUCACUACAGUCCCCUGCCUGCCAGACCCAACCAGCUUUGCCGUAGCAGUUCAGUGUACAAAUGUUUCAGCAUCUGUGAGCUGGGCCUGGAGUGAUGGAGCAACAUCCUAUGAACUUACCGCUACUAGCUACAACGGAAACCAAUUAAAAUGUGUCACAACACAGAACAGCUGUAACAUUACAAAUCUGGAGUGUGGACAAACGUACAGUCUCAACCUGACAGCCUUCAACAGUGCGGGUUCUGUUAGCCUGGAUACUGGCAUCACCUUCCAAAGCCGACCCUGCGUGCCCCGGUAUGUGGGUGCAACCCUACAGUGCGGCACUAACACGGCUGUGCUAACCUGGGAAAGGAGGCCUGGAGUCAUGUACUACUUGGGCAGUGCUACUUACCAGCCUGGAGUAGCUGCAGUAGUGUGUAACUCAAGUUCAGACAGCUGCAGCUUCAGUGGGCUGCAGUGCGGGGUACAAUACUCCCUGAGUGUCAGAGCUUAUACCAAACAGUGCUCAAGUGAUUUCAGUGUACCUGUCAACAUCACCACAGAACCCUGCCAGAUACAGAACCUCACCGUGACUGGGUCAUGCACCAGCAAUACGCUCCAGCUGAACUGGUCCAAUGGCACUGGUGCACUCCGUUACACCAUCUCGGUCAUUGGAAACCUGGGCUACACCAACGCCUUCCAGAGCUUCGUGAACAGCUUGCAGGUGGAGGUUUCCUGUGGCCAGAGCUACACUUUUAGCGUGUUGGGGAACAAUGAUCAAUGUCAGAGCCUCACAAGUGCCACCGCCAAGUUUUCAACUGCGCCAUGUGUACCGAUUGGUGUGAACACCUUCAUUCAGUGCGAGGACAACAUCGCCUCUAUCAGCUGGACAGGCAGUGAUGGUGCAGUGUCUUAUACUGCAGUUGCUGAGGGACAGACAUUAGGCGGCACCUACACUUGCACGUCAAACACAACAGUAUGUGCCUGGACUAACCUAUUGUGUGGAGAGACAUAUAUUGCACGGGUUGUUGCCAGUGACUUACGCUGCAGAAGCACCCCUAGUAACAACAUUACAAUCCGCAUGGCUCCUUGUAUACCCCAGAUUUUAAACACCACUAUGGACUGUAGCCUAAGGGUUGCAUCUCUGACCUGGAGGUCCAGUCGGGCUGCUCAAUCAUACGUGGUAACUGCUGAAAACAACAUCGGCCAACAGUUGGGGCAAACUACCAACACAACCAACGCUCAAUUCGCAGAUCUCCAGUGUGGACAGCAGUACUAUUUCAAGGUGUCAAGUGUGGGGCAAGGGUGCAGGAGCAGCCCGAGCAACACCUCUGUUCUGCAGACAGAUCCAUGUCCCCCUACUGCUGUCUCCACUUCUGUGGACUGUCUUUCCAACAUUGCUACAGUGACCUGGGGAAUAUCGAACACAGCUAAUUACUAUACGGCCAGUAUGGUGGGCCCAGAUGGCACAGUCACAACAUGCAUGUCGCCGACUACAAGCUGUGGCGUUGCAACACUGCAGUGUGGACAGAAAUACAAUGUCAGUGUAACUGCAUCCCGUCAGCUGUGCAAUUCAAAACCCAGCAGUCAGACAAACUUCAACACAGCUCCCUGUGUCCCAAUGGGUGUCUCUGUGGUGAUGGACUGCACCAAAAACGAAGCCAGAGUGUCAUGGAAUGCCAGCCUGGGUGCACAGUACUACCUUGUCUAUGCUACAAGCAAAUCCAAUGACUCCGCUACAUGUAAUAGCUCUGGAAUCAACACAUACUGCACUCUGAAGGCCCUCACCUGUGGGGCGGUAUACACAGUAAGGGUGGUGUCCAUUGGGAAUGACUGCUCUGGUCUACCUAGUCAGUCAGUGGACUUCAGUUCAGUUCCUUGCAGACCUGAUAUCGCUUCCGUGCAGCUGAACUGUACCUCCAGCUUGUUCUCAUUGAACUGGACUUCUGUCAGCGGUGCAGUCUAUUACACUGUGUUUGCCAGAGCUCCACCUGGUCAAAACUCAUCCUGUACCACAAACUCCACCAGCUGUGAACUAAGGCAACUGGAAUGUGGUCAGAUAUACAGCAUAGCCAUGACAGCAUCAAACAAUCAAUGCAGCAGCAAUCAGAGCACUGCUGUGCAGGCUGCAUCAGCGCCCUGUCCUCUUGCAUGGAUUAACUCCAGCAUGAACUGCCAAGCCAACUCAGCACAGGUGCAGUGGGAUCGUAAUGGGGCGGCAGAGUCCUACGAAGUCCAAGCUUUAGGCACAAGAGGCUACAUGACAGGAUGUAACACCACUGGAACCUUUUGUAAUGUGUCCAACCUGCUGUGUGGCGAUGUGUACAACAUAAGCGUGUUUGCUAUUAAUAACAAAUGCCGUGUGAGAGGAUACCCAGUCCUACAGCUGCGUUCAGUGCCAUGUGUCCCUGCCCCUCUGAGCCCCACUUUGAACUGUACGUCUGGUGCUGUCACCAUGACCUGGCAGCCCAGCAGUGGAGCCACCUCCUACAGAGCCCUUGCUCAGGGUAGUGGAGGUUUUCCAUCAUCAUGCAACAGUAACAGCACCACAUGCGUGUUCACUGGGCUACUGUGUGGACUGAACUACAGCUUCACUGUCUCGGCUUCUGACAGCACAUGUACCAGCUUGUACAGCAACAGUGUUCAGCUGAACACAGUUCCAUGUAAGCCACAGUUUCUCACGGCCUUCAUGGACUGCGGGACCGGUACAGGACUUGUGUCAUGGGAAGCAGCACAGGGCGUUUUGUCCUACCUGGUACAAGCAGCGGGAGCUAAUGGAACCCAGGCACAAUGUAGCACCACCAACACAAGCUGUUCAUUACCCAAUCUGAACUGUGGCCAACUCUAUACCCUCACUGCUGUUGGCCAGGAUGGCCGCUGUAACAGCAGCGCUGCUCAAGUCAAUCUCCAGUCAGUCCCCUGUGUGCCCACCGGUGUGCAGGCCUCCCUGAUUUGCAACUCUAACUCAGCAGCUGUGACCUGGCUGUCAUCCGGUGGAGCGCUGAGAUAUUUGGCUGAUGCUGUGAACAUCAACAGGUCUCACACUGUCUCCUGUAACUCCAGCCUGCCUUCCUGCACCCUUGGCCCGCUGCUCUGUGGAACAUCCUACAACAUCACAGUGGUCGCUAUGGAUGACACAUGCAGUAGUGCCAGGAGUGUCACCACUCAGUUACGCUCGGCUCCCUGUGCUCCCCAGAAUGUGCAAGUUCAGAUGAACUGUACAGCCAGUGCCAUGACUGUAACCUGGUCCACCAAUCCAGAUGCAGAAUACUUCAUUGUGGAGGCAGGGGGCAGCAACACCAGCCUGUCUUGUAACACAUCGGGCAUAAGCUGCACAAUCAGAAGCUUGGUCUGUGGUUUGUCCUUGUCUGUGACAGUGAAGGCAGUUCGGGGCAGCUGUCAGAGUGUACCCAGUGCAGCUAAGCUUGUUUCAACAGCUCCAUGCAUACCUCAGGGUCAGAGCGGCAACCUUGACUGCGUGACCAACUCAGUCUGGGUGUCGUGGCAAAGAGCGGCCGGUGCCGAGUCAUACCAGGUGUUAGCGAUAUCAGGGGGCGAAGCUAGCUCCAACUGCAGCACCUCGGAUCUUUACUGUAACGUCCCCAACCUACUGUGUGGCACGCAGUACACCUUCCAACUUACUGCCAUAAACUCCUGGUGUGCAAGCGGGCAAUACAACAACACUUUCUCUAUUGAGACAGGUCCCUGCUCUCUGAAGGGCAUCAGCGCCGUGACGGAGUGCCGUAGCAGCUCCAUAAGGGUCAGCUGGCUCACCCAGUCAAGCUCAUCCAUCCUCAUUGUCACAGCAGAGGGACAGGACCUAAGCUUCCUUCAGUGUAACAGCACCGGUACUUCCUGUUUGCUUAAUGGUGCUCGCUGUGGAAUGAAGUACGCCAUCAUAAUCUCCACCAGCUCGGAUAAAUGCAACAGUCUCCGCAGUUCUCCGUAUCACCUCCAGACGGCUCCGUGUGCACCUCAGGCACUGAGUGUGACACCACAGUGUGAUACACAGGGUGUGUUGGUGACCUGGGCACCAUCUAACCUCGCUCAGUCCUACUAUCUAACAGCUACUGGGGGGGAUGGCGAUGUCCAGAACUGCAGCGGCAGCAGGGAGAACUGCACCCUGAGCCGCCUGCGCUGCAGCCAGCAAUACACGCUCAGCCUGAUCGCUUCGGAUGGGAACUGCACCAGCCCUGCCAGCCAGGCCCUCACCUUCCUCACAACUCCAUGUGCACCUCUGAGCCUAAACGUGUCCGUGUCAUGUGGAAACAACUCAGCUACACUCUCCUGGUCCACCAGUGGGGGCUCGUCGUGGUACUUUGCCUCGGCAGUCAACGCACAAGGGGACAAACGUCAAUGCAUCACCACAAACACUUCCUGUACCAUAGCAGGGCUUCAGUGUGGGACGACGUACAACUUCAGUGUGCAGGCCUCGGAUGCAGUGUGCAACAGUUCCCGCAGUUCAAUAGUGCAGAGAGGAAUAGUGCCAUGUCCCCCACCAUCAGUAACUGUAGUCACUCGCAGUAUGGAAAACACCUCACUGGUAAGAGUCAGCUGGAGCGCUGUGAGCUGCUUGGCUGUCCAGUACCUGGCAAAACUCAACGGUCAGUUCCUCUACGGUCCCAUCGCUCUCGUGCAGGUGGCAUCCUACUGGACAGACCAGACAUAUUUCGAGUUCUUGCUGCCCUGCAACAUCUCCUUCUCAGUGGAGGUUGUUGCUGGGAGUGGAGCAGGAUACGGAGCGUCAUCCGUUGCUGUUAAUGGAUCUACAGGUUUCUGCACAGUUUACAGUUCAAACACCACAGGCCCUGUGUCAGGCCGUCGUAGGAGAGAUUUGCGAGAGGCAGAGAUUCUGGCUGGACUAGUGGAUGAAGGUGUGCUGUCAAUGCCUGAAAUCCUGAAUGUGACUGUCGAUGGCGUGACCCUACAUGUGGAAUGGGCCCCAGUCAACGGUGCUAGUUAUUACACCCUGAUUGUGAGGGAAGAAAAUGAAUCUCAACCCUUCAAUGUAGUACGGACUGUCCAAGGUGAGGUCUCAGAUGUCCCCGACCUUAAACCUGCCACCAUCUACUGCGUCACCGUGUCUGCCAAGAACUCCACUACGAAGAGCCCAUACUCCACUCCAGUGUGCAUCACAACUGAGGUUCCUAUCCUUCAUGUCUGAGUGGGAAAAGCAAUAUGACCACCGGCUCAUCCCUGCUAUUAGAACACCUGUAAUAGUGAACUACUCAUUAGUAAGAUACUUAAACCCAAGAUAGACCAUGAAAAUUUUAGUACCAGAGUUUGUUGACCUCCAAUAUACAUUUCACAUACUAAUAAUGUUAUUUUCAUUAAAGAACCAAGAAUUAAACACCAACAUAACCCUGUACCAGUUAUUUCUAAUGAAAUGUUCUGAUCAGAUGUUUUUAAUCAAAUUCUUCUUGUCUAGAGAAAAUAUAAGCUUGAGUCUCUAAAUUAAAAUAGAUUUUAUUCGAGCAACGUCCGGCUGAAUUUUCACUUUAUUUUGUAACAAACCAUUAUAUUGUUAAUAUAAUAUAAUAUAGUCCUUUUCUGUAAUAAGAACAUUUCAAUUAACAAUGUAUGUAUGUAUACUGCAUAAAUAGUGAGCAAAUAAAAUACGGUUUAUCAAUCAA